Molecule: messenger RNA, 1520 nt
Organism: Microtus oregoni (creeping vole)
Lineage: Eukaryota; Metazoa; Chordata; Mammalia; Rodentia; Cricetidae
Product: alpha-internexin-like
Exons: 1
Coding region: 1-1494 (497 amino acids)
Biological process (GO): intermediate filament organization
Cellular component (GO): postsynaptic intermediate filament cytoskeleton; cytoplasm; intermediate filament
Molecular function (GO): structural constituent of postsynaptic intermediate filament cytoskeleton
Source: RefSeq, a predicted model, not a curated record
AUGAGCUUCGGAUUGGAGCACUACCUGUGCUCUGCCUCCUCCUACCGCAAGGUGUUCGGGGAUGGCUCGCGCCUGUCCACGCGCCUCUCCGGGCAGGGAGGCUCAGGCAGCUUCCGCUCGCAGUCGCUGUCUCGCAGCAAUGUGGCCUCCACGGCCGCCUGCUCCUCGGCCUCGUCUCUCGGCCUGGGCCUGGCCUACCGCCGGCUGCCUGCCUCCGACGGGCUGGACCUAAGCCAAGGGGCGGUGCGCACCAACGAGUACAAGAUCAUCCGCACGAACGAGAAGGAGCAGCUGCAGGGCCUCAAAGACCGCUUCGCCGUCUUCAUCCAGAAGGUGCACCAGCUGGAGACGCAGAACCGCGCGCUCGAGGCCGAGCUGGCGGCGCUGCGACAGCGCCACGCCGAGCCGUCGUGCGUCGGCGAGCUCUUCAAGCGCAAGCUGCGCGCGCAGCUGGAGGAGGCGAGCUCUGCGCGAGCACAGGCCCUGCUGGAGCGGGACGGGCUGGCCGAGGAGGUGCAGCGGCUGCAGGCGUGCUGCGAGGAGAACCGCGGGCGCGAGGGCGCCGAGCGCGCCCUGAAGGCGCAGCAGCGCGAUGUGGAUGGCGCCACCCUGGCUCGCCUGGACCUGGAGAAGAAGGUGGAGUCGCUGCUCGACGAGCUGGCUUUCGUGCGCCAGGUGCACGACGAGGAGGUGGCCGAACUCCUGGCCACGCUGCAGGCGUCGUCGCAGGCCGCUGCCGAGGUGGAUGUGUCUGUGGCGAAACCGGACCUGAAUUCGGCGCUCCGGGAGAUCCGCGCCCAGUACGAGUGCCUGGCCGCUAAGAACCUGCAGUCAGCCGAGGAGUGGUACAAGUCCAAGUUCGCCAACCUGAACGAGCAGGCGGCGCACAGCACUAAAGCCAUCCAAGCCAGCCGAGAAGAGAUCCACGAGUACCGGCGCCAGCUGCAAGCUCGCACCAUUGAGAUCGAGGGUCUGCACGGGGCCAAUGAGUCCCUGGAGAGGCAGAUCUUGGAACUGGAGGAGCGGCACAGCGCCGAGGUGGCCGGCUACCAGGACAGCAUUGGGCAGCUGGAGAAUGACCAAAGAAACACCAAGAGUGAGAUGGCUCACCACCUUCGGGAAUACCAGGAUUGGCUCAAUGUCAAAAUGGCCCUUGACAUUGAGAUAGCGCCUUACAGGAAACUGCUGGAAGGUGAAGAGACACGAUUUAGCACCAGUGGAUUAAGCAUUUCAGAGCUGAAUCCACUUCCCAACCCAAGUUAUCUGCUCCCUCCUAGAAUCCUUAGUUCUGCAACCCCCAAAGCCUUAUCCACUGGGCUGUCCCUUAAAAAGGAAGAGGAGGAAGAAGAGGAAGGGGCUUCUAAGGAAGCCUCUAAGAAAACAUCUAAGAUAGGGGAAAGUUUUGAAGAAACUCUGGAGGAAACGGUGAUAUCUACGAAGAAAACCGAGAAGUCAAAUAUAGAAGAAAGCACCAUUUCAAGCCAAAAAAUGUAAUUCCAUUACUUAAAAAAAAAAGUCAG